This is a messenger RNA of Aspergillus sclerotioniger CBS 115572, 920 nucleotides long. RefSeq lists its product as uncharacterized. The transcript has a single exon. The record is from RefSeq and is a predicted model, not a curated record. Bases 105 to 677 code for a protein of 190 amino acids. NCBI's taxonomy places the organism in Eukaryota, Fungi, Ascomycota, Eurotiomycetes, Eurotiales, Aspergillaceae.
CAUCGCCUCCCUUUCUAUAUGAAGCCUACCAAUCCCCCGUCAAUCCCCUUGUAGCUAGCUCUCUCUAUUUCUCUAUUUCCCCCUCCUUUGUUACAGCCAUCGCAAUGUCUCCUCCAACCGCCACCGACCAAGGCAGCCGCCCAGCCCCUCCCCCACCGCCCCCGCCGGAGGAUCCUCAUUCCAAAAUCUCCCCCUUUGUUCUCAAGCUGAGGAGUGCUCCUCGCGGUUACUUCUACGAAGCACCAGAACCGUCUCCCUGGGUGGAUUUGUUUGAUGCCCCGACGGGUCCAUACUUCUUAUAUGGCACACUGACAGACCCUUCCAUGAUCGCGGAAAUUCUCGGCCUAGACGAGGAACCCACUCUGCGACCCGCUUACAUCAUGGGCUAUCGAUGUAAGCUGUGGGGUCAAUACCCGGUCUACCAUGUCCGCAGUGUGGAAGAUGGUGAGAAACUGGCGGCGUAUGAGACGAACAAUUAUCGCGCAAGCCCGUGUAUCAUCAUGUAUACUGAUGGCAAGGAGCCGGUGAAGGAAUACGGCUCGACUUUCAAGUUUGUGGGUAACAAGAAAGAUUUGAGUGAGGGGGUGUUUGAUCUAAGGGUGUGGUUGAAGAUGAUGGGGAGACAUGCGGCGGUGGAGAAGCUGGAUGCUGCGAAGAGGAUUGCUGUUCCGGAAUGAAUUCUUUUGUCUUACGUCUUGUAUUUCAUGGCGAUGGAGGAUUUGGAGGCAAUUAAUGCAUAACGGUUAAAUGGGCGUGUGGUGUGGAUGAUAUCAGAUACAGCCAGCAGACAAAGAAUUAGGUCUGGGUAUGUGCUGCUGAUACAUAGCCUCUUAUACUGGUCAAGCUCCUUGUGAUCGCGACAUGGAGUCCGUACCGUCUUGUUGCCUAGGACUAACGUGCAAAUAUUCUUUGAAGAGGGC